Molecule: messenger RNA, 891 nt
Organism: Aspergillus brunneoviolaceus CBS 621.78
Lineage: Eukaryota; Fungi; Ascomycota; Eurotiomycetes; Eurotiales; Aspergillaceae
Exons: 1
Coding region: 198-662 (154 amino acids)
Source: RefSeq, a predicted model, not a curated record
GGGCCGCUGAGUCAGCCGGGUAAACUCCGCUCCGCGAUCGGCCCCCGCCCCGCCGCAUCAACCAAGUGAGGGCACCAGCAACGCUACGCCAUUAAGAAUGCGACCAAGACACCUAGCAAGUUAGUAACUAACCCUGAAUUCCCCGCCCCCGGAAUUUGAUAGUGCGUUUCAAGGCAGUCCAACUGCCAACAUGACAGAUGAAGUCACUUGGGCUCUUAGAUCUCAAACCAUCAACAUCCGAUGCCUCUGUCCCCCGUCCAAAUCCCCAAUUCCAGCCACGCAGCAUCGCCAACCGUGAUUGGCUCCCAGAGACAAAGCCACUGUGGACGAAAGUCAGCAGAAAACUUCUUCCCUCUCGGAACCAAACACCACUUUUCCCUCCCGAGACCAAAAACCAGUCGCGCGACAGAGUUCACCGACCCAUGAGUCAAUCCAGGGCGGAGAGGCACGAACGACAGCGGACUGGCUAUCCACCAGCAGAAAAUUCGACGAACCAGGCAAACCAGCUCAGGCGCCAAAAGUUCGGUGGAUGUGCCUGGCUAGGAUCCAGGAUCCAGCCCUCCCAGCCACCGCUAAUGCAGGUGCUAAUGCAAGGAACAAGGAACAGGGUUUUGCAGUGCCUGCCAAGCGUCGCGUCUCGCACGACGCAUCUCCCUACGUAGCCCGGUAAAUCGGCCUAUCUUAUCAGUCCAGUCCGGUGUGGCGGGUUGCGGGUUUUUUUGCAGCCCUCCUUGCAGGACAGACCGUGGAUGUGGAUGGGGGAUGUGAUCCGUCACUGUGAUCUGUGGUCGGGGAUUUGGAGUCUGCAUACGUAGAAUUUUCUCUGCAGUGGAGACACGGCGAUGUGAUUGAUUUUUCCUUUCUGUGUCUCAAUGGAUAGAUAAAAGGGAG